UAAUUUAAAUGUUGUAUGUGUGUAUAUAUAUGUGUAUACAUAUAUAACUGUUUCUUUUUACUUUUUCUCUCUUUUACUGUAGGGCAAAUUAAGCCUGAAAGAAGGUUUGUAGAAGCAGUAAAUCGGCAAGCAUAUCAGUAUGAGAUGGGUGACUUUCCAACAGAAUGGGAAGCUUGGAUAAGAAAAAAAAGAAAGGAUCCACCCACCAUUGAGGAGAUUCUUAAGAAUGAGAUGUACAGACAACUAAUGAAACAGAAAGUAAAAGAUGUGUAUGAAAAGGAUAAGCUCCUUCAGACCAAGGAAUAUAAGGAGGGACUUGUUGCUGAACCAGUUCAUACUCAGGUUAAAGGCCACGCGUCAGCUCCCUACUAUGGAAAGAAAGAGCCAUCCCAAGACCCAACAAGCACUGCAAGUACCUUUCAGCCGGGUUCCUGGAUGCCACCAGGAAGUGACAGUAGUAAAAAGAACCAGCUUUGAUGUACAGAAAUUGCCAAUGGAUAAAUGCUUUAAUAGGCAACAUAAUCAGCUGUUAUAUAUAGUGGGCGUGCAAUAAAGUAGUAUUAAAUCCAAGUUUUGUUUAUUUUUGCACAAUUAUUCAGAGAAUUGUUCAGUAUGCACAAUUGUGCCAUACUACUGCAAAACAUUUGAAUUCAGUGGAAAACAGGAUGGGUUACUGAGGAAGUUCAUUCUUAAGUGUUUCUUUUCCUGUUAUUCAUUAAAUCACUGAAGCUAACUUUUCUAGUUAAUUUUCUCAAAUGACUUUAAAUUGCUUUUUUCUUGAA
Meleagris gallopavo (turkey) is the source of this 782-nucleotide messenger RNA. The record is from RefSeq and is a predicted model, not a curated record. NCBI's taxonomy places the organism in Eukaryota, Metazoa, Chordata, Aves, Galliformes, Phasianidae.